Messenger RNA from Manis javanica (Malayan pangolin), 1697 nucleotides. It is a transcript of the gene LSP1, whose product is annotated as lymphocyte specific protein 1. Gene Ontology annotation, molecular function: actin binding. The record is from RefSeq and is a predicted model, not a curated record. Gene Ontology annotation, biological process: signal transduction. Lineage: Eukaryota; Metazoa; Chordata; Mammalia; Pholidota; Manidae.
UCCGACCUCAAGUCUGGACAGGCAGUCCAGGCAGAGAUGGAGAAGAGCCACAGCGCCAGGGCCAGGAGGCUGACCACGGAGCACAUCACAGGAGCAUUUCCCGGAGGCCUGUGCAUCGAUUUGCUGCCCAAGAGCCCCUGCCCUCUGCAACCCCAUGUCCACCUAGGAUGGAUUUCCUGCCAGCUACUGCCUCCCAAAUGAGGCUCGCCACGCAGCGGAGUGUGGAAGACGAGGAGGAGGCCACCCAGGGGCAGCACCGGCAGGAGAGAGACCAGCAGCUUCGGGCCCGGGACGAGGAUGAGGACGUGGAGGGAGGCCACUCCCCGGAGGAGCCGGAGCAGAAGCUCCUCAGCCUCAAGCCCGUGGAAGCCCCUGAAGUGGACGAGGACGAGGGUUUCAGCGACUGGUCCCAGAGGCCAGAGCAGCGGCAUCAUGGGGCUGGGGAGACCUCGGACAGAGGGGAGCCCCCUCAGGAGCAGCAGGAGGACAGGGCCUCCCUGCUUGCCUGUGGGGGCCAGGAUGACAGUGAGCAGGGCCCAGCUGGAGUCUGCCUGGAGGAGCUGCAUUUGAGUCCUGGCUCAGAGCCCGAGGAGGGGCAGGGGACAGGAGGGCCGGAGCCCGAGGGCCCAGAGGGGGCUGUGCAGGGCAGCGCAGUGUCGACAGAGGCUGAGGAGGCAGACAAACAGCCCCAGGACGGUCAGCAGCCCAGGAUGCCCAGCCCUCUGGUCUUAGAGGGCACUGCCGGAGAGGGCUCACCUCCCCUGAGCCCCAGCACCACGCUCAUCGAUAGAACAGAGUCCCUGAACCACUCCCUCAAGAAGAGCAACAGCGUGAAAAAAUCCCAGCCCACCCCGCCCAUCUCCAAGAUCGAUGAGCGGCUGGAGCAGUACACCCAGGCCAUUGAGACUGCCGGCCGGCCCCCCAGGCUAGUCCGCCAGCCCUCCGUCGAGCUGCCCAGCAUGGCCGUGGCAAGCACCAAGAGCCGCUGGGAGACGGGAGAGGUGCAGGCUCAGUCUGCUGCCAAGGGCCCCUCCUGCAAGGAUAUCGUAGCUGGGGACAUGAGCAAGAAAAGCCUCUGGGAGCAGAAAGGAGGCCCCAAGAUUUCAUCAACAGUCAAGAGCACCCCCUCUGGGAAGAGGUACAAGUUUGUGGCCACUGGGCACGGGAAGUACGAGAAGGUGCCCGUGGACGACGGCUCGGCCCCCUAGGCUGCGCCUCUUGCUCUCCCAAAGCUGCAGGCAUGCAGGCUGGUGACCCCCUCCACGCGCCCCACCCACACUCCCAGGGGAGAGUCCGCCCGCCAGAUGCCCUGGCCCGGCCACCCGGCCCACCUGGCUGUCCUCCACCACUCGCCACCACCACUGUCUCCUUGCUCCUGGACCCUCUUCCCCCAUCCUGCUCUCUGAUCCCUGCCCUGCCAGGAAAGGGACUCCUGCUGACAGUGGCUGAAGGGACCACUCCCAGAGCGGCCAAGACCUCCCAAGGAAGGCAGACACAGGGCACCUGAGGGAUCCCCCAGGUCAAGAGCCAUGGACGCCUGCCCUGGACGCCCAGCCCUGCACCCCCCCUGCUCACGCUUGCCACCCCUCCGUUCUGUACAAUAAAGCUCCCUGUGUGCCCCCGUGUGCUGGCCCUCCGGUGCUCACCAACUGGAAGAAAAACAAGGAGCAGGGCCAGCCUGGGUGGAAAAGGCCACA